This is a messenger RNA of Arachis ipaensis, 2884 nucleotides long. Its product is annotated as phosphoribosylaminoimidazole carboxylase, putative / AIR carboxylase. Gene Ontology annotation, molecular function: ATP binding; metal ion binding; phosphoribosylaminoimidazole carboxylase activity. Lineage: Eukaryota; Viridiplantae; Streptophyta; Magnoliopsida; Fabales; Fabaceae. Gene Ontology annotation, cellular component: chloroplast. The record is from RefSeq and is a predicted model, not a curated record. Gene Ontology annotation, biological process: 'de novo' IMP biosynthetic process.
AGACCAACCCGUGAAGACCUGUGAAGUGAAGUGAAUAAAUUCGUUGUGUGAAGCUCACUCUGAGCCACACUAUUUUGCAUCCAUUCAUAAAGUAAAGCAAACUUGCCGCCGAGCUCCUCCCUCUCUCUCGAUCUGCAAGCUUUAGGCAUACUCAGAGUGGAACAGGAAGGUGUGUGUUUUGUGCUGCAGAAACUUAGGUGAGGUUUGAGUAUGCUUCAGAGUGUGCGCACCUUCUCCGGUUUUGGCUUCAGGCCUUGCCUUCAUCAUCAUCAUCCUUGUACCAAAGCAGCAGCAACAACAAGUAGUUCUUCAGCUAUCUCACUUGGCUUCUUCAUGGAGCAAACCUCUCUUCCUCCUUUUUCUUCUUUGAAGUUGAAGCACUCUCAGCAGGCCCAACUCAUUUUCCAAGCAUCACAAGAUCCUGUUUCCCUAAGCAAUGAUGAAUUGCCGGUCCGCGGACUGUCAGAAGUGAUUGUUGGGGUUCUGGGAGGAGGCCAAUUGGGUCGCAUGUUAUGUCAAGCUGCUUCUCAGAUGGCAAUCAAAGUCAUAGUCCUAGAUCCACAGGAGAACUGCCCUGCAAGUUCCCUGUCUUAUCAUCAUAUGGUUGGAAGCUUUGAUGACAGUGCUACUGUCGAGGAAUUCGCAAAGAGGUGUGGAGUAUUGACGGUUGAAAUUGAACAUGUUGAUGUUGCUACAUUGGAAAAGCUUGAGAAACAAGGAGUUGACUGCCAACCCAAAGCCUCUACUAUAAGAAUUAUUCAGGAUAAGUAUCUGCAAAAGGUUCAUUUCUCACAGAAUGGAAUUCCACUUCCUGAAUUUAUGCAGAUAGAUGACCUCGAAGGUGCCAAGAAAGUAGGGGAACUCUUUGGCUAUCCUCUAAUGAUUAAGAGUAGGAGAUUAGCUUAUGAUGGGCGAGGAAAUGCUGUUGCUAAAACUGAAAAUGAACUUCCCUCUGCUGUGGAUGCUCUUGGAGGAUUCAGCCGAGGUUUAUAUGCUGAGAAAUGGGCACCUUUUGUUAAGGAGCUAGCUGUGAUUGUGGCAAGAGAAAGAAACAAUUCUAUUUCAUGUUAUCCUGUUGUUGAAACUAUUCACAGGGACAAUAUAUGUCACAUAGUUAAGGCUCCAGCUAAUGUGAAAUGGAAGAUUAGAGAGCGUGCUGCUGAAGUUGCAUGCCGUGCUGUUAGAUCACUAGAAGGUGCUGGUGUGUUUGCAGUUGAAUUGUUCUUGACAGACGAUGGACAGAUUCUAUUAAAUGAAGUAGCUCCUAGACCUCACAAUAGCGGGCAUCAUACAAUUGAAUCUUGCUAUACCUCUCAAUUUGAACAACAUUUGCGCGCUGUUGUUGGUCUUCCACUUGGUGAUUCCUCAUUGAAAACUCUAGCUGCCAUCAUGUACAAUAUACUAGGUGAAGAAGAGGGGGAGCUUGGUUUUCGUUUAGCUCAUCAAUUGAUCAGAAGGGCAUUGAUUGUUCCUGGUGCUUCUGUUCAUUGGUACGAUAAACCAGAAAUGAGAAAGCAAAGGAAGAUGGGCCAUAUCACCAUUGUUGGAAAUUCUUUAGGAAAUAUUGAAAGUGAUCUUGCUACAAUAGUAGAAGGGAAAAGGUUAGAUGACAAGUCUGCUGUAACUCCACGUGUGGGGAUCAUCAUGGGUUCUGAUUCAGAUCUUCCUGUUAUGAAGAGUGCUGCUGAGUUCUUGGAGAUGUUUGAUGUUCCUCAUGAGGUAAGAAUAGUGUCAGCUCAUCGAACUCCGGAACUGAUGUUUUCUUAUGCCUCCUCUGCUCAUGAACGAGGCAUACAAGUUAUUAUUGCUGGCGCUGGUGGCGCAGCUCACUUGCCCGGUAUGGUUGCUGCUCUUACUCCUCUGCCUGUCGUAGGUGUUCCUGUGCGUGCUUCAACCCUAGAUGGAAUAGAUUCACUCUUGUCAAUUGUCCAGAUGCCGAGAGGUGUCCCUGUCGCCACCGUUGCAGUCAACAAUGCCACUAAUGCUGGAUUGCUCGCAGUGAGGAUUUUAAGUGUUGCUGAUGAUAACCUUCGAUCGAGGAUGAGCCAAUACCUAGAAGACCAAAAGCAAAUGGUAUUGAAGAAAGGAGAUAAGUUACAAAACGAAGGUUGGCAAUCUUACUUAGAUAGUUGAACCAGUCAAUUUAGUGAUUAUUUUUCCAUAGUCUGUUGUAAUUUUUGUACUGCUACAAAGUUUUGACACGAGAAAAUGUCAUAAUGAGGGUUUUCACAUUUUAAAUGUUAGAGGGCAUCACUAAUAAGUGGAUUAAGGUUAAUAGGUGCAACAAUAGGAACAAUAGAAAGAACUUAAAGGUUGUAAUCUGAGUUAAAACCCGUCCUUUAAGUUUUUUUUGGUUGCUCACGGUAUCCCUCAGCAUGAUAGGUCAAAGACUAAUCCGUCACGAAUUUGAGCGUCAUUUAAGGAUUUGACGCUAGUUAAUGGAUUGUUACAUGCAUAAGGUGAGAUUUAAACAUCUAAUACUUGUUUACGUGGAUGAAUGAGCUGACCACUCGACCAACCUAAAUUGGUUAGUCCUUUAAGUUUCUAAUGCAAUCAAUUUAUCAAAAAUUCAUACACAAGUUUGAGACCUCCGCACUCCGUUGGCAUUGCCAUCGACACGAACCUGGUCUAUAGUGGCUUUUUGGCAUUGUCAUAAGAUCACUACGCAUACUAACUUUGGUUGGUCGAGUAGUUAGUUUAUUCGUCUGUUUAAACAAGUGUUGGUAGAUUUGAAUCUAUCUGGUGCAUAUAGCAAAUUAUUAAAUGGAGUUUCGAUUUACGACGGAUUAAUUUUCUCUGUUUGAGUUAAUUUGGUUUUUGAAUUUUAUUAUCGUGAAGCUAAUCCUCUAUAAAUUUCAUACAGAUGAUGGUAUUGGGAUGCUAA